Messenger RNA from Arachis duranensis, 1304 nucleotides. RefSeq lists its product as uncharacterized. The transcript has 2 exons. Lineage: Eukaryota; Viridiplantae; Streptophyta; Magnoliopsida; Fabales; Fabaceae. Bases 1 to 711 code for a protein of 236 amino acids. The record is from RefSeq and is a predicted model, not a curated record.
AUGAAUCCCAUAGUGGUCCCAUACCACGGCAAAGUGUGCAUCUUUGGGGGUGACACUGGAGGUGGAUAUUGGGUUGAAAUCUACUAUCCAAAAUUAGAUUUAUGGGAAAAAAGGGAAGUGCCCGAAGAUAUAUACAUGUUCGAGAAUCCUAAAUCUUACUUUUUGUGGGAGGACAGAACGAAGCCUCAUAAGACGACCCUCAUUGUGUUUUAUUGUUCUUUUGGUAAGAAACAUUGGCUCAUCUCAUAUAAUUUCGAGGCCAACCUUUGGGAAGACCUCUGGUGGGGGUUUCCGCCAAUUCGUGAUUCUUAUCCAAGGAAACUCAUUCGUUUGGCAUGCAGUGAGUAUUUACUCAUUGUUGACUCUGCAGCUAAGUGGUACAUUUAUGACUCUUCUAAGGAGAAACUUGUGGCAGAUGUGCACGUGAAUGGUUUGGAAGAGCUGACUGGACGGGUGUCAUAUGUUUUCUGUUGCUACUACAGCAGCGAGGAAAGUCUGAUUUAUCUCUUCAUGGAACUAGAUGAAAAGGUUGUUGAGGAACGUGGUGGUGAUCUUGACCUUGUUCCUUAUGCUAGAGUCAAGCUCCACCAAAUUGAUGGUAAAUUUUCUGCCAAGGUUGAAUCCAAGGGUAAUCUUAAAGUUGGUUCCUAUAGCAAACUCUAUAUGUUUGCUGUUGGUGACCAAGACACUGAAUUAAAGAGAAGAUUGUAGCUUAGCUUAGUUUUGUGCAUCAUACUGGUGUGGUGGCCAUUAUAUUAAUAGGAAUAUGUUUUGUUGAACAGAGAUAUACCCCUUUAUUGUAGCUUAGGUUUGUGUAGGGAUCUUCAUUCUGGACUUGUGAGUUUGUUGCAUUGGAAUGGAAGAGGGAAGAUAUAGGUGGGGUUGGAUCUUAUUAAGCCUUGUCCUUUUGAUGCUCUUUGGGCACCCUAUGAUGAACACUCCUUUUUUCUCUUUGGAUUAUUGACUAUGAACAAAUUUCUCUUUAUUUGAUUGAUCCACACUUGUUGUUUCAUAAAUCAAUAUUAUUUUGAAUUGCGCAGUCUAAAUGUUUAAAGUAUACAAUACGUGUUAGCUAAAGUUGAAAAGCUUAAUACUUUUCCCAAUAAAAAAAUGGAAGGUAGUAGGUGGUUUAGAAAUUAAAGAUGACUAGCAAUGCUAAGAGUAAUUAGAGAUUUCUUGCUUUUAAGAUCAUAUAGGAAUUUUUUUCAUUGUUAAAUUAGAUAUGUUCAAAUUACAAAAGUUGGCUCUGCUAAGAUUUUAGUGGGACAGAGCAAUGUGUCCAAUGAUGCAGGGGAGAGAGAAAG